GCAGGAGCUCUUCUCGCCAUUUGUGUUUGUACUCACCAGCAUAACCAGUCGUGUUUCCAGUGUGUUAAGGAACCUCCUAAAACCUCCUUACAGCUGCUGCAUCUGAUACAGUCUGGUUUAAGAAGCUUGUUUCCCCCUUUUUGGUAUUUCACAGUCUGUUACUGAGCUAUGUCGGUGGCGGUUCUCGUGCAGCUGGCCUCGCAUGGAGGGUCGCGCGUGUGCCGCAGGAUGCUUCAAAACAGGGUCCACUUUAUUCAGGACAAGCUGCUGCGGUCGCUGCACAGCCCGUCAGGCCCCCGCGCCAGCAACUCGCGCUUCGACCCAGACAGCAGCGGGCGCCCCACCACCUGGGACUCCUUCGGCAUUUGGGACAACCGCAUCGAUGAGCCGAUUCUGCUGCCAUCCAGCAUCCGCUACGGCAAACCCAUCCCCAAAGUCAGCCUGUCCAAGGUGGGCUGCUCCUCACACAUCGGCCAGCGAAAAGAGAACGAGGAUCGAUACCAAGUGUCGCAAAUGACCAGCGACAUCCUUUACUUCGCCGUGUUCGAUGGCCACGCUGGCGCUCAGGCUGCCGACUUUUGCCAUAAGUACAUGGAGCAGCAUAUUAAAGAGCUCGUGGCUAAAGAGGACAACCUCGAGGUCAUCCUGACAAACGCUUUUCUAAAUGUGGACAAAGCGUUAGCGAGGCACCUUCACUUCAGUGCAGACGCCUCGGUGCUAAGUGCAGGCACCACAGCAACGGUGGCGCUGCUGAGAGACGGCAUCGAGCUGGUGGUGGCCAGCGUCGGAGACAGUCGUGCGAUGCUCUGCCGGAAGGGCAAAGCACUUAAACUUACUGUGGACCACACACCCGAGAGGAAGGAUGAAAAAGAGAGGAUCCGUAAAUGCGGAGGUUUCGUAACGUGGAACAGUCUGGGUCAACCCAACGUAAACGGACGUCUGGCCAUGACACGGAGCAUCGGAGACUUCGACCUGAAAAACACCGGCGUCAUCGCCGAGCCGGAGACCAAGCGGAUUUCAUUACAUCACGCACACGACGCCUUCCUCGCACUCACCACAGACGGCAUCAACUUCAUCAUGAACAGCCAGGAGAUCUGCGACGUCAUUAACCAGUGCAACGACCCCAAAGAGGCAGCACUGCGUCUCUCUGAACAGGCGAUUCAAUACGGUGCAGAGGACAACAGCACGAUCAUCGUGGUGCCGUUCGGCGCGUGGGGCAAACACAAGAGCUCGGAUGUGAGCUUCUCCUUUAGCCGCAGCUUUGUGUCCAGCGGCCGGUUCGCAUGAGAGUGAAAACCCGAGACCGAACGAGAGAAAAUGAAAGUGGGAGAAUGAGUAAGAGGAGAAGGGGUGUUAGAACAAAUCAGUGGACGAGGUGGCAUGAUCUCAGAGUGCAAUAAAUCCAGGGUGUUAUGGGAACAAGAAAAAGUUGCCUCAGGAUAACGACACGGUUCAUGACCUUAUAGCUUGUGUGAACAGUCCUGUAUUAGGAAUAUUCUAGUGUACGUUAAGAUCCGCUUUCCUGAAGCACUAAUCAGUAUUUCUGAACCUAAACUUGAACUAGACCAGUGAUGACACGUGGCCCCGUCAUUUGUCUAGUUUUACCUCACAAUAUUUUGUAUAUAUUUUAUAACUGUGAAUAGACAGUAGAAUUUUUGGUUGUUGGUUUUUCUUUCCACAUCUGAUGGGUGAAGUACGCUUGCACUUUUCCCCCCCGAUGACUCUGUAUAUUCUGCUUCAACGGUUUAAAGUGCUUCUUGGUCAUUUCACUGCUUGGUUCGACCAUUUUAAAGUGACAUAUCAUAUGUUCUGUAGAAACCUGUUAACGUAAUACGAAAGAGAGAGAAAAAAAACGUGAGCCUGGCUGCGCACCGAACUAGGACACGUAUGCACUUUCCAUCAGCAGAGAAGACGCUUCCGCAUCACCGCGAUCAAGUUCUCGUAAGGCAUUCCGUGCCGUUUUAUUCGCAUCCGGACAGUUUUUACUGUGAGAAACGGGAACGAAUCGGGUGGCGCUGCACUUAUCCAGGGGCAGCUGAUGAACGUUAGGAUGAUUUCGGUUAGAAACCAUAGACGUAUCCGUCGGAGUUUACGCAUCCGGGCAGAACGAUGGAAUGGGAAAGAUUCCAUAGAAUGUAAACUUUCUAGCAUUUAGGAUAAGGGAUGAGUCCUGUGGGAAAUAUUUACAAACAAAAAACAGUCUUUCCAUCAGGAUUCACAUGUUUUAACCAAGAUGCAGUGGUUUUUGGAGGCGUAUUCUUUUUUUUUUUUUCAGAGAAUGCUGAGGGGAAACAAAUUCAACUGUUCAAAACAUGUUCUGGUACACAAACUGUGUUUUAUUUAUUUAUUUUAUUAUUAUAUAUUUUUCUUUUUUUUUUUUACAUAAUCUGGACCACUGUUCACAUCAUUCUGCUCAUCUAGUGCCUUUUUGUUCCCGUGCUUCACUCUCCCCAUGCGAGCACAAAUUAAUCAAACACUAAUCAGUUCACUAUGAACUUUUCUAAGCACAGUUGGUACAGGUUUUUUUUUUUUUUUU
Messenger RNA from Silurus meridionalis, 2536 nucleotides. RefSeq names its product protein phosphatase, Mg2+/Mn2+ dependent 1Kb (gene ppm1kb). Gene Ontology annotation, biological process: protein dephosphorylation. The transcript is spliced from 7 exons. NCBI's taxonomy places the organism in Eukaryota, Metazoa, Chordata, Actinopteri, Siluriformes, Siluridae. Gene Ontology annotation, molecular function: cation binding; protein serine/threonine phosphatase activity. Bases 169 to 1287 code for a protein of 372 amino acids. The record is from RefSeq and is a predicted model, not a curated record.